CGGGGCCGCGGGCGGCGAUGACCUCCUGAGCCGGGCGGGCACCGCCGCGUGGUCGGCGCUAGAGGGCGCGCUGGGACCGCAGCCGCUGCGAGCGGUGGCGGAGUUCCUCUCCAGCUGCCUCUGGGCCAUCUCCUGCGGGCUCUCGGCUGCUCUGGGCGCGCUUGGUGGGAUCCUGGGCGAGCUCCUGGCGGCUGCUGGCAUCAACGGCUCCCCCGCGCUGCGGGCGGCGGUCCCGGGCCCGGCCGCGGUUCAGCGGGCGCUGCUGUGGUCGCUGGCGGCGCUGGCGCUGUCGGGGCUCGGCUCCCGGUUGCGGGCGCGGGCGCUGCCGCUGGUGCGGUUCGCGCUGCGCUGCUGCUUCCUGGGCGCCUUCGUGUGGGUGGCGGGGUCCGCGCAGAGCCCCACGGCGCAGGCGGGGCAGCUCCUGGCGCUCUGGGGCUUGCGCUGCGCCCUCGAGGCCGUCGGGGCUCCCCCCGAGCCCGAGCCGCGCUUGGAGGCUGCGCUGCGGAGCCUGGAGUGGAAGGUGGAGGAGCUGCGGAGGAGGCAGAGGUGGGGGGGACCCCGCAAC
Molecule: messenger RNA, 565 nt
Organism: Pezoporus occidentalis (night parrot)
Lineage: Eukaryota; Metazoa; Chordata; Aves; Psittaciformes; Psittacidae
Gene: TMEM109
Product: transmembrane protein 109
Exons: 3
Biological process (GO): cellular response to gamma radiation; intrinsic apoptotic signaling pathway in response to DNA damage by p53 class mediator
Source: RefSeq, a predicted model, not a curated record